AUGUUUGGAGGUCACAAAACACAAAAGCGAGGCAAUCUCCAUCGACUCUUGGAGAGCGCUUCCUCGUCGGGCAGCAAAACGAAAUGGAACCAAGUCUUGCACUAUUUACAGGGCCAUACGGCUCGCAACAAGGAUGCUCCAACCCCGCCCUUUGAUUCUCCCAUUCCGCCCUAUUCUUGUCCCACAGUCGACCUAGAAGAUCAAAUUCUCGACGAAGACGAAUUGCCGUUGAUUGUGGCGGUUCAAUCGGCGCCCUCGUACGUAGUGGCCGCCCUUUGUCACUUGGGCCCAGAAGCCACGGGGAUUGCAGAUGAACACGAUCGAUUGCCCUUGCAUUGGGUGUGUACACGAGAUUCGGAGGAUGCGGAAACGAACCAGGUGAUUCAGAUUUUGGUGGAAUGCAAUCCCGAUGCUUUGUUGCAGCGGGACGAUUGUGGAAGAACGCCCUUGCAUUGGCUAUUAUGGCAUCAUGCACCGACUCGACAAGUUCGGAUUGUAGAGUUCAUGUGUCAGAAUCAUCCUUCCAAGAUGUUGAGGGAGCUAGAACAACCCGUGGCGGGUGAUUUGCCAAGAAUUCCGAAUCCCAGCAAAUCCAAGGAGAUUCCUCCCAGUGCAAUCAUUAUUCCCGAUGGUGAACAUGGAGCACUCCCAUUGCAUUACGCGGUCAUGCAAGGUGCUUCCAGAGAAGUGUUAAAGAGAAUGAUUGCCAUUUACCCUGCAUCAGUUGCCCGAGUGGAUCGAAAACAUAGGACACCACUGGCUUGGUACCUUGGAGCUGGAUCGCUUUUGGAAAAGUCAAAACAUGUCAGCGGAGAAAAGCUGGAUGAAAAUGGCACUCCUUGGUGGGAACACAAGCUAUCAACUUCUAACAUUCAACUAUUGGCAACGAGCAAAGUGGCUCGUUCGGUUGACUGGAUGGGUCGGACUCCUCUUCAUUGGGCCAGCCAUUUUUAUGCACGAGGAGCCGCUGCUGGAUUGACUGGUUCCUACAUUUCAGCGAAAGCCUUUCAAAUUUUGAUUGAUACCAAUAUUGAGGCAUUGACAGUCAUAGAUGCCAAUGGUCGAACUCCGCUCCAUGUUUUGUUUGCAUCCUUUUUCAGGCCGAAAGAAGAAGCUUUUCAGAUCAAGAUGGCGCAAGGUCAUCUAGACACGCAUGUUGACCUUUACAAUGGAGGUCCCGAGCCGUUCAACCCACCUACAGAAAUCGUCGAGCUGCUUGCCCGGUCUCCAGACGAGGAUACAGGUGAAGAAGAUGCCUGUCAUGUUGAAGACGAGAAGGGAUACAUGCCAAUCCAUUUGGCACUACGAGCCGGAACCGCACCACAUAUUUCCAAGCUUUUGAUUCAUCUCAAUUCUACUAGCCUCAUUCACCGAAGUGAAGACAAAAUUCGAACCCCGCUGGCGGAUGCAUUUUCGUCACCUUUCAGUGCUCCACUCCAGUCUUGCGAGACUUUUGAAAUGUUAAUGGCUUCCUACCAGACCGCCCAUCCUGGAGUUCUAAUGGACGGUCGAUUGGCUUUGAAGAUGGAAGAUCAGAAGGGCACUUAUCCAAUUCAUCAUGCCGUCCUUAACAAUGCAUCCGUUGAAACCAUUCGAAUGUUUGUGAAAAAGUUUCCUCGAGGUGCUUUGUUGCGUGACCGAAGCGGGGACUUGCCAAUUCACUGCAUGUUGUCAAAGGAACAUUUGUUUGAGGCGCCUGAAAGAAGUCUCAUUCAAGGUACUUCGUUUGUCAUGCAACCUGGAUUACGAAGUAAACGUGAAAUCGACCACUACAAGAAAAUGAAGCAAGGUCAAUUGGAGAAAAUGAGAAUCCUAAUGGAACCUUUGCUCGAGCCAGAUUCUUUGAAAAUAGCCUGUCAAACGCAUGGAAUGACGCCCCUUCAUAUCGCAAUAGGUUUUGACCUACUGGGAUACAAUGAUCUUCAUGCAAUGUUGGACAGGUGCCCCGAAGCAGCAAGUGUCAGGUCAAAGACCGAGGGCCAUGAAUUGUACUGUUUGGAUCUACACGAAAAGCUACGAGAGAACAACGCUGAGAAAAGUGACGAAUGGAAAGUGAAAAAGGAACUCCUUUUUGCCUUCCACCCACAACUCAAGUCCUAUCGACGGGACAAGGAUGUUCUUGCAUCUUGUGUCCAGCUGAUUCGCGAUGAGAUUACUGGAAAGGGCAGCUACCAUUUGCAAGAAAUGAAGAAACGACAGCAAAGCGCUAAAUCAUUGAUCGAUCUCACCGAUAACCUGUCUUCAGUCAUGGCGCCCAAAGCUAAUAAACCAAAGUCGACUAAAGUUUCGAAAUCUGUUGUUGAUAUAACGCCCAGCGCUGGAAUAUUCCUAAAGACAUUGACAAUGGGCUCCUCGCUUUCUUUUGGCAAGGCUGGAAAAGCCAAAAAGAAACCAAAAGCAAAGAAAAACCCAUCCUUGUUGACUUCAAUAUAUGACGAGGACGAGAUUGAUAAGGAAUACGUCUUGAGUCCACAGGGAUCUGACCUUGAUGACGAGGAUGACUUCCUCUCUCCAAGGGCUGGGGAUUUCAGCGAUGCCUUUACUUCCGCUGCGCAGGCUGUUGGAUCGGAAGGACCAAGCAAGUCUGCAAGUGCAGAUUCAGAGGCUGACGCAUUUGACAAGCAAGAAGGCGUCUCUCCCAGCGACAAUGGCACUGGCUCUUCUUUCUUGAGUGACGUUGCUCAUAGAUUAUGGUGCUUUUUCGUUCUAUACAGAAAUCCAAUGAAACCAGAUGACAACUAUUGCAAACAAGUUGAAACGAUUCUUGAUGGACUAGAAUUUGACCUUGCAGACCGCAUGCUUACGAUGACACUUCCAGAAUUUGCAAGAGUAUAUUUGGAUGACGGCACCCAACUUGAAGAAGAAGCAACUCUUUGCGACGUUGCCAAUCCCUUCUGUAAGGCAUUCUUUCAUAGCAUCUAUCACUUCCUUGGCCGAUUCGAGUUCUCCACAACUUCAGAUGAGAUAUUGAUUCACCGAAGUAGUGACGGCGAUACUAUCUGGGUUCGAGCGACGGAGCACAUUUCGUCAACUGCAGAAUACAAGAAAGAGGAGUUGGCUCCCGGGAUUGCCGAAGCAUCUAUCUGGGAGACUGGUCAGAUGGUUGAAGAAGAAACUCCAGUUAUACCCGAGUUUGUUGAAUCCACAGCUGACAUCUGUUUCAAAUUUACUCGAAAUCAGGCUGCGUUUGAAAAUGAAACGGAGUGCCGGAACGCACUGAGCGAAACCUUAAACGAAGGUCACAUUCUACCUACUUUCGGUAUCUAUAAUGCGCUUGGUGAUUCCAACACGGAUAGACGGUAUCAGAUGGACACACACGAUAAACGUUUCCAAACUCUUGUUCUGGCAGAUGGAAAGAGUAUCAAGUUAUCUGACUAUUCAUUUGCUCUUGUCUUCCCAUACGACAAGCAUGACGAUCUCUUCGAUUUCGUCCGCCACCAUGGUCUGACGAAAGCGGAGGAAGUCACGGAACUAGUUAUUGACAUCACCAAGGCUCUGUGUUCCAUUCAUGAGGAGGGUGGAAGUAUUGGGAGCUUCUCCGCCCGCGAGAUUAGGAAGAUUGCCACUGCUUCUGGACGAAAAGCCUGGGGAUUCUCCAACCUCUCGAAUGGGUGUUUACAAAGCGAUUCUGCUCCUUACAUGGGGAGAAUUGCAGCGAAUGGGAACCCUCUUUUCAAAACUGGCCUCAUGCCCCCUGAGAUGUUUGUUAAGGUGACGCCAGCAGAAUUGAGAAUUUAUCAAAAUUACUGGUCGGGCGUCGAAAGGACCUUCAACAUCUCAGUUGACAAGAGUGUUAUUGAGCCCUACACCACGGAAGAUGGCAACAACUAUGUGCUACGAUGCCACUAUGUUCCAGAAGAAGAUCAGGACAGCAAAUUACCCGAGCUUCCAUAUGACUUGAUUCGACAAAGCACAUCAUCCGAUAUGUGGUGUUUCGGACUAGUUCUGUAUACUCUUUGUAGCGGUGGUCGUGCUUUGUUACCUUCGAAUUUUAGAACAGGCCAUUUGCUUGACUUUGAGCGAAUAAUUGGUUGGGGCGAUCAAAAUUCUGUCUCCACUGUUUAUGAACAUGUAAAGGAGCCUCUCGCCCAAGAUCUAAUUCUCAAGUUGCUCUCAUCGGAUAAAGAAAGAAGUGCUUUGACAAUGAAAGAUCUAGUCGCACACCCAUUCUUGAACAAAGCUACACCCGGUGGCGAAAGAAUUGUAAAGAAGCGACAGCAAGAGAAAGCUGUCUUCGAUCGCCGCAAGCGCACAGUAGCGAAUGAAAAGUCAGAAGCUGGCUGGCUCCAGAGCAAGACAACUCAAGUCGUUUGUUGGGACUUUGAUGUGCUGAAAAAGAUGCAUAUUUCAUGCUCUGCUCUUGUCCAAUCGCAACUGAAUGCACCAAGAAUGCCAUGCAGUUUCAUUCUUUUACCAUACUUGCUAUCAACAAAGAAUAAGAAGGCAAGGCUAGCCCCGAAAUCGAAGAUUGACGUUGAGAGAUCAGAGCAAAUGGGCGUCCUUCUGCUAUCUCUUUUCAAGGGAUGCCAGUUUGCUACCAUUGCGCGAGAUGUGAUAGUCACCAACAACGGUGAGCACUGGACGGCAUCCAAACUGAUCGAAUUAAUGACACUGCCUGAUGGCAGCAAUUUUGAAGAAUGCAAGGACAUGCUGGUGAUGAUCGGAGCUGAGAACGUUGAAGCUUUCCGUACUGAACCGAUGACCAUCUUGUACAAACUUGUUGGCAGAUAUGUUCAAAACAUGAUGGAAUGCUUUCAAAAAUCUGGAAAGGCGUUCUUUUACUUUGUUGAUGAGUACACUGGCACUCCAAUCGUUGCUGAUUCUUCAUCACCAUACCCAAUGGAGCUUCAAACUCGAAAGACUGAUGCUAUGGUAUCCAUGAUGCUGCCAUUUAUGUUUAGCUCUAUGUUUUCUGCCUGUGUCACGCAUGGGGGUGUAUCUGGUUUGGUACGGUUGAUAUUUGAAGCCGCAUAUCCCCAUGUUCCUGCUUCCUGGGCAAAAGCAGGUGAAGGAAUAUCUCAUGGCCUUGAGGUUGACACGUUUGAGAGUCAAAUGUCUAUUCUGCAGGAUACCCUCGCCUUUCUUUCAUCAUCAAGAAAAAUGCAGCUUGAGGAUAAUCUCCAUGUCGUGCGUGAGAUGUGCUUGAAGUGUGACAAUCGGGCGUCAUUCGGUGGUAUGCAACGGAUCGAGUGCUCUGGUUCCUCAUUCUGGACCUCCAAGGAGAGUGCCGCAGCAAUUGAAGAGAUUUGUCGCACGCACACAUUCAAGGAUGCCAUGGAGACAAGAAAGAAGCUUGAAAAGCAGGUAAAGUUCCAAGCCAAGAAAAUCAAGCAAUUGGACCAGGAAAUUAAGCUGAACUCGAUGGAAGAUUGCAUGGGCUUUGACGAGGAAGAAAAAGAGCAGAACCCGAAUAUUUUGAACAGAAUUCAAGUUCCCCUUCGAUAG
Molecule: messenger RNA, 5445 nt
Organism: Cylindrotheca closterium
Lineage: Eukaryota; Bacillariophyta; Bacillariophyceae; Bacillariales; Bacillariaceae
Source: the annotation of a GenBank genome assembly